Lathyrus sativus (Indian pea) is the source of this 942-nucleotide messenger RNA. The record is from the annotation of a GenBank genome assembly. NCBI's taxonomy places the organism in Eukaryota, Viridiplantae, Streptophyta, Magnoliopsida, Fabales, Fabaceae.
AUGGUGAAAGAGUUCCCUGAUUUCUUCAAAGUCUUCCUCACAAAGAAAGAUUAUGAGAGAAUGCUUAUACCAAAUGCUUUUGUGAACUUGCUGCAUUUGAAGAAGAUGGUAAGGCCGGACUUUGUCCUAAGAAAUCAUAGUGGUAGAGAUUGGCAUGUUAAACUGCUUAGUAUCGGUCACGAGGUUUAUUUUGAUGAUGGCUGGAAAAGGUUCAAAGAAGAAAAUUCUUUAGAGGAUAAUGACUACAUUGUUUUCACGCAUAUUGAAAACAAUGUAUUCAAGUUCAAAAUCCUCGAACUAUCAUCGAUGUGUGAAAAGGAGAAGAAAAAUGAUGAGAAGGAAAAGAAUACUAUGGUGAAUGGUGAGAGUGAGAAUGAACAUCAACAUUGCAGAGCCUGCAAUCCUUGUAAGUUUUCAUAUGUUACUGAAAUAAAAAGAACUUUUUGUUUGUUUUGCAUGAGUGAAAAUUUACUUGUUGAUCUAUUUGUUUUAGGGUGCAUUGGAAGCCGUUCUGAAGCUUCAGAACUCGAAGACGUGGAAAUCGAUGAGGAAAUGUAUGUUCAGCAGGGAAAUCCAUACUUUUUAACAAAAUAUAUUUAUUACCGACGAAAUGAAUUGUAUAUUCCGAAAAAUGUGAUUAAGGAUCUAUGCCUUUGCUUCACAAAGUAUAUCACUCUUGUAUGUUGUCACUGUAAGGAUGUUGAGACAAAUGAAAUAGCUGCAUAUCAUCACAUCUUGCCACAAACAAACGCGAAACAUAUCGAAAAGAGAGGCAGAAUACGGACGUGGAGAGAUGGGCGAGUGUUUGUGCAAGGGUGGGAAGAUUUUUGUAGAAAGAGCAAGAUUACAGAAAAGGAUAUAUGCUUAUGUGAACUUGUGCUGCACGAAGACGGAACAGUCGAAAUGUUAAGGGUGCAUGUUGUUAAUGUUAGGAAGGAAUGA